AUAAACAAUUUAUAUUUUUUUUCAUUCUCACAAACAGGCAAAGGGCAAACCCUAACUUUCCAAUUUUCCUCCCAAUUCAAAGCUCGCAAUUCUCAAGCAUACAGACUCGAAAUCUCUAAUUGAAGCAGAAACGCAAAGAAUCGAGAACAAAUUUCUUCACACAGUGAUCGAAUUCUGCAAAAUCUCAAUCAAGGUUUAGUGAUAUUAAUAGCCAUCAUGAGAUUCAAGAAGGGGAAUAAAGUGGAGAUACUUAGCCAAAAGGAGGUGCCUUCGGUAGCAUGGCGUUGCGCUGAGAUUAUCUCAGGUAAUGGGCACACCUACAGUGUUAAGUAUGAUUGGUCUCCUGGUAAGGAUAGUCAAGCAGUUGUGGAGAGAGUUCCAAGGAAGGAUAUUAGGCCUUGCCCUCCACCUGUUCAAAGUGCAGAGAUUUUGGCAGUUGGUGAUGUUGCGGAGGUGUUCAAUGUUGGUUUCUGGAAAAUGGCUAAGGUGUUGAAGGUUUUGGAUGAAAAUUAUUACUUGACUAGGCUACUUGGAUCUUCUGAGGAGUUUAGAGUGCACAAACAUAGGAUCCGGGUGCGCCAAUUAUGGAAAGAUGACAAAUGGGUUGUGAUCGGAAGGGGUUCUGAAAAUCGGAUUAGCUCGCAAGUCCCACAAUUGAAUGCAAGAAUAAAGCUCACAGCUGGGAAUGAUUGUUUACCUCCUCUGGACAUCAUCAGUUAUCAGGAUUCCCAUACUGUCUCAUCGAGAUCAUUGAAGAGAGGUUCUCCAUAUUGCUCGUUUUAUAUUGACGGAUAUUCACGAAAGAAGAGAGCAAUUGAGAAGGGGUGUGAGCACCAACACGUUUUUUCUGGGUCCCCAUCUUCCUUUCUCAAAAAGGUAGAUGCUGUUGCUUACCCGCGAGAAAAUCUGGGUGAAAAAUACAUGCAGGCUUCCUUUAUUAAUCGUACAACUGGAUGUUUUGAAAAGGAGAGGGAAGAGUUAAAUGGUGCUAUUUCUUGUUCUGUUGAAAGAAGUUCAGAACUUGAUGAAUGUGAUAGUGAUGCAUGCUCUGUGGGUAGUUGUAGUGUAAUUAGUAGCAGUUCAAAUAAGUUUUCCAGUCAUAAUUUAGCAGGUACUAGUCAAGAUUCAGAUACCCUUUCUAGUGAUGCCGAUUCUUUUUGUGGAGAUGCGCAAGAAAAUUUUUCCGUUCCUCUGGAAGAGGAUGUACCAGCAGGAAUCCAUAGGUUAGAGUUGAAUGCUUAUCGCAGUACUCUGGUGGCAAUGCAUGCAUCUGGGUCCUUAACUUGGGAACAAGAAGCGUUAUUGACAAAUCUCCGUAUUUCACUGCACAUUUCAAACGAUGAACAUUUGAUUGAAGGCCAAGGUUGGAGCCUUGCUUGCCUUGCCUUGCUUCCAAAGGCUUAGAUGAUGCUGAGGUUUGUCAUCUUGGCGUAUACAAUGGAACUAUUUAUUUCGAAUUUUCUUCGUAAAUGACAAUAUGCCGCCAGAAAGUGGUACAAUUAUUUUCUCUGAUUCUUUGAUGUGAUUCAUUUUGGGUCUGCUGGGAACUGUGGACACAUCUUCUACCAAAGCAGAACGUACGUGAACUUUGAAAAGGUUCCCAGUUUGCUUGAUGCAGUUUUCCUAAUUCUUUGCUGAUGAUAUAUCUCUUUAUUGUUUAUUAACUUUGCAUUUUUUUACUUCUAUAAUAUAUUAAGUAUUAUAUGCUUUAGAUUAUAACUUAUGCAAAUUAAGUACCAUUUCCUUGUAUUCUUUUAAUUCAGAAAGCCCAGAAAAUCGAAAUUUCUGGUAUCUUCUUUGAUCUUAUAGAAAGUUGUAGUGUUUAUACGAUCCGUACCAUCUGUUUAUUUAGACUCUUUAUUCAUGAGUACCUUGUGCGUUACUUGAAUUUAAGUGGCUUUAAAGUUCAUACAAACUAUUUGGCAUGCAUUUGUUUCAUUAAGCUACAGUUUGGACUUCAAAACUGGACCAUUUAUAGUUGUUUGUGUUUAUAUUUGAUUUAUGUACGCCAAUGAAAGUUAUCUGAAGUCAUUAAUAUUUCUAUUUUGAUAUGAUGUGAUAUAUUAUUGAAUUGGAUGGUAUAAUGUUCUUAUUAUUUAAAACAAUAAUCUGGAAGACUUAAUUUAAGUUUCUGAUCUUUGAAAUUAUCACAUUUGAAAGUGAAAACAAUAAAAGUGGACCGUUGGCUACGAGAGGUAAUUUGCACAACUAGAGAGAAGUCAAAGGAAAUAAAUAAACAAAUCAUUGUACAAACAAAGUAGAGAAAUCUCUAAAUGAAAUACAUUCAAAGUCUUACAUUUGUAAGUAGAACCCUUUUUAACUGUUGAUAACAUGGAGAUAUGGUUGUGGAAGGUAACUUAUCCAAAUUACUUUGUGAUCUCUAACACAGGACACAUGUAAACUACUGUGACUGUGAACUUCACAAUUGAUUUAGGAUUUGUGUGAGUGAUUAAAGCAAUUUGUAGUUAUCUCAUUAUAAAAGUAUCCUGGUGAAUUGAAUAGAACUAGUAGCACUAUGUACUGUUCUAGGAAUAAAGCAUUUGUAGUUAUCCAGUCUAUUAUCAUCAAUAACAUGUGAAAUUCCUUGACAAUUUCCAAACAAUUCUAUGAACUGUUCUAGGAAUAAAGCAUUUGUAGUUAUCUCAUCAAUGAAUUGUUUGGAAAUUGUCAAGGACUUUCACAUGUUAUUGAUGAUAAUAGACUGGAUAAGGCAACAGUGCUCUGUGGCAAAAGAGCAAUUGACCAACACUGGUGUGGCUAAAGUGAUUGCCGGCUUUGCAGCUCAGAUGAAAGGAUCAAUUCAAAUUGGCUAAGUAUUUGCCCUACAUAAUAUAAUUUUUUGACAAGGUAUGUACAACAAUUCUUUGAAUGUAAUUCUCAAUCCUCGGCAAAGUUAACAAAAUAAUGUUGUAUAAAGCUCAAUUUUUAGGGAUUGGUUUGUACAUAAACAUGCUUUGUGUAUCCCAUUGGAAUUUUGGCAGAUGUUUACGGAUUGAGUAAUGACAGAGGAGGCUGACAAAAGUUUCACUUGGGAUACUAUUUAAUGCAACAAUCAACUGUGUAGAUUCUUUUAAAUGGACUAGAUCUUCCUUUUAACAUUUGAAAUUUUGGAUUCUUCAAGGAAUUCUCAAGGAAGGCCAGUUUAACUUUAUUUUGCAGUUAUAUCUAUGAACACGGCAUCUUCGAGACCAGUACCAGGUCUUCCUUUUGGAAAUUGCUCUGGAAUGGUUGUUAGAGUUGAGACUAGAAAAAUGCUGUUGCAGAUCUUCAGUCCUUUUCUGUCUCAUUCUUUUUGUAAUAUUGAAUUGUGAGAUAUAUGGAUCAAUGUACAGUUGAGCAAUAUAUAUUUUUUAUUUGGAUAA
Messenger RNA from Prunus avium (sweet cherry), 3362 nucleotides. RefSeq lists its product as uncharacterized. The record is from RefSeq and is a predicted model, not a curated record. NCBI's taxonomy places the organism in Eukaryota, Viridiplantae, Streptophyta, Magnoliopsida, Rosales, Rosaceae.